AAACGGGCGGCGCGGUCGGUCAGCGGUCACCUACGUCCCGGGGCGCCGAUGGAGCCCCACCGCUGGGGAGCGUCGGGCGGCGGACAGCGCGUCCGGAGGAGCCCCUCGUCGCGGGCGGCGACGGCUCAAUUUUUGGAGCCUGUACCAUGUGCUUGGCAUUCUUCUAGACUAUGGGAUACAGCAGCAAACCAGAGGAGCAGAUAUCCUAGUUUGGUCAUGGUGUCGGACAAUAAACAAGCCCCAUGGAAUGCAGCACGCCAGGCUUCCCUGUCCCUCACCAUCUCCUGGAGUUUGCCCAAGUUCAUAUCCAUUGAAUUGGUGAUGCCAUCCAACCAUCUCAUCCUCUGUUGCCCUCUUCUCCUGCUGCCUUCAGUCUUUCCCAGCAUCAGGGUCUUUUCCAGUGAGCUGGCUCUUCACACCAGGUGGCCAAAGUAUUGGAGCUUCAGCUUCAGCAUCAGUUCUUCCAAUGCACAGAAUUCAGGGAAGCUGGAGUCCAGGGAUGGAAGAGACCCUCUGAGGGCGAAUAUUGCAGUGUGUUAUAAUGGUCUCGUCAAAACCAGAACCAGUGAUGAUGCCGCAAUACAACAGUGGCUUGAAAUAGAAGACCCCAAAGCAUGUCAGAAGCGUAACAGAAUACCCAAAAGUCUAUGUAAAAGCCGCUCUUCUGUGUACUGUUUUCACAUAUUUGGGGAUAUUUCUGAAACUUUGAGUUAGCAUCUCCUGUUCCCUAUAUUUGUGUUUUUCUUUCCCCAUCUUUUCUAUAUUCUUUUUGAAAAAUAAUAUAGCGUGGCAGCAGAGCCUCUGGAAUGGCUUCCAGUCUUUCCUGCUCCCUAGUUCUCUUCCCCUGCUAACCACCCCGUCCCCCGUCCCCUCCCACUCUACCAGGGUCGGUCACUGUGGCCCUAGAACACAGCAGGAGCGAUGGCGUGUCCUUGAGUUUUAGUCCGAGACAUGGUUUCCAUCUCAGGGGCUCACGCAUUUUCUCUCUUGGCUCCCUCCCUCCUGGGAAGCGGGCCGUCGCAAUCGCCAUGAGAGGCCACUCAGGAGGGGCCCCUGGGACGAGGAAUGAAGCCCGCAGCCAGCAAGAACCCACCGCUGCCGACAAACAGGGUACAUCAUGAGAAAUGCUGAGCUGAAUGAAGCACAAGCUGGAAUCAAGAUUGCUGGGAGAAAUAUCAAUAACCUCAGAUAUGCAGAUGACACCACCCUUGUGGCAGAAAGUGAAGAACUAAAGAGUCUCUUGAUGACAGUGAAAGAGGACAGUGAAAAAAGUUGGCUUAAAGCUCAACAUUCAGAAAACUAAGAUCAUGGCAUCCAGUCCCAUCACUUCAUGGCAAAUAGAUGGGGAAACAAUGGCUGACUUUAUUUUGGGGGGCUCCAAAAUCACUGCAAAUGGUGAUUGCAGCCAGGAAAUUAAAAGUCGCUUACUCCUUGGAAGGAAAGUUAUGACCAACCUAGAUAGCAUAUUAAAAAGCAGAGACAUUACUUUGCCAAUGAAGGUCCAUCUAGUCAAGGCUAUGGUUUUUUCAGUGGUCAUGUGUGGAUGUGAGAGUUGGAUUAUGAAGAAAGCUGAUCGCCAAAGAAUUGAUGCUUUUGAACUGUGAUAUUGGAAAAGACUCUUGAGAGUUCCUUGGACUGCAAGGAGAUCCAACCAGUCCGUCCUAAAGGAGAUCAGUCAUAGGUGUUCUGGAAAGACUUUGAAAGAUGUUGAAGCUGAAACUCCAAUACUUUGGCCACAUGAUGGGAAGAACUGACUCAUUUGAAAAGACCCUGAUGCUGGGGGGGAUUGGAGGCAGGAGGAGAAGGGGACGACAGAGGAUUAGAUGGCUGGAUGGCAUCACCGACUCACUGGACAUGGGUUUGGAUGGACCCUGGGAGUUGGUGAAGGACAGGGAGGCCUGGCAUGCUGUGGUUCAUGGGAUCGCAAAGAGUCGGACACGACUGAGCGACUGAACUGAACUGAUGGAAUGACUUGCUCUGAGCACCGACACAGGGGAUCCCAGCUUUGAGAGCAGAGGUCCGUGGUUUCAUGAACCUCCGCUCCCGUCAGUAGAGAUCAAAAUGUUUGUGUGAGUUUUCUGCACUUGUCCAGUGUAUGUGUUAGUUGCUUAGUCAUGUCUGACUCUCUUCGGCCCCCAUGGACUGUAGCUCACCAGGCUCCUCUGUCCAUGGGAUUUCCCAGACAAGAAUCCUGGAGUGGUUGUCAUUCCUUUCACCAGGGGAUCUUCCCGACCCAGGGAUCAAACUCAGGCCUCCUGUAUUGCAGGCAGAUUCUUCACCAUCUGAACCACCAACUAAACCGAGUCACAUUACAUGACUGGGUCCUUAUAAACCCAGUCACAUAAGGACCAGUGUUGCUUUUAGAAAAAAGCACAGGAGUGUGAAAAGGUGGCUGUUCCGGGGCUUUCCUGGCACAAGCCGCCUGCCCAGGCCUGAGGCCGGGAUGAGAUGGGCAGGAAGGUGGCUCCACCUGCUUCCAGGGCCUGUCUGCCAGGACGUCCAGCCUCUCUGCUGCACCUUUUCAUGCACUGUGAGGUUGGACUGGCAGCAGGGUUGGCCAUGUAAGCAACGCUGGGGUGCAGGCUUUUUAGGAGGUGUGAGGGGUGUGGUGGCUACAGAGAGAAAUCCUCUUCCCCAGCAGAGGAUUUGCACGUGUGAAACAUGGUGCUUGCUUCUCUUUUCAGGGUUUUUAUGAAAUUGCUCAUGGACUGACUGCAUGAGUUUACUUUGUUUUGGUUUUGUUUUUGCAAUUUUUGACCUUCAGAGCUCAAAGAGCUGGUCUCCUGUGUGCAGCAUUCAAGAUCAUUCCCAUGGUGUGUGUGUGUUUUAAACAGUUUGAUAUCACAUGUAUACCUGCAGCUUUCAGAAGGCCUCAUAUAAAAGUCUCGUUUUAUAUUUGUGUUAAAGUCUCUUUGGAGAAGGAAAUGGCAACCCACUCCAGUACUCUUGCCUGGAAAAUGCCAUGGAUAGAGGAGCCUGGUAGGUUACAGUCCAUGGGGUCGCAAAGAGUUGGACACAACUGAGCGACUUCACUUUCUUUCACUUUAAAAUCUCUUAAUGCUAAUAGUAAAUGCAAAACAGGUGCGGAAAAGAGCCCACAGCAAUUCUAGCAGGGAAAACACAGCAGUCGUGGUUAUAAUGACCUAACAAUUAAGGGUUAGGUGAAAAUCACGCUAAACUUGGGAGACUGUUCUAAAUCUUCAUCACAUACAGGUGCCACAACUAAGCCUGCAUGCUCUGCCCUGUCUUACUCAGAACUGGGAACGCCCUAUGGACUCCUGUUUCCUCACCUCCUGGCCUGCUCCUUUGACCGAAGGACACAACUCUGGGACUCCUGUGAGUUCUGACUUGCCUGCUAUUACGAGGCUUCUUUCUGUUACGUGCCCUGCUGUUUGUUAUUCAGUCUCUCAGUCAUGUCUGACUCUUUGCAACCCCGUGGACUGCAGCACGCCAGGCUUCCCUGUCCCUCACCGUCUCCUGGAGCUUGCUCAAACUCAUAUCCAUUGAGUCGGUGAUGCUAUCCGACCAUCUCAUCCUCUGUCACCCCCUUCUCCUCCUGCCCUCUAUCUUUCCCAGCAUCAAGGGUCUUGUCCAAUGAGUUGGCUCUUUGCAUCAACUGGCCAAAAUAUUGGAGCUUCAGCAUCAGUCCUUCCAAUGAGUAUUCAGGGUUGAUUUCCUUUAUGAUUAACUGAUGUGAUCGCCUUGCCAUCCAAGGAGACCAAAGCUUAAGCUGUACUCCCAGCUUAAGGCAUAAGUGAAGUUACAGGUUUUUGUCAACUGUGCUCAAGUCACAUUUGUCUUUAUUUCAUAAAGUUAUAUUAAUGAUAUCUAGCAUAAUCCUUUUAUGAUCAGCCCUGAAAUCCUUUUUUGGGGGGGAGAAGUUAACAGACUCAGAAUUGGUGGAAAAUCUUUUCAAAGACUCAAAGUGCCAAUCAGUUGUUUGUUUUUUUUUAACCAAUAUCAAUUUACAGGAGGUUCAACAUGACGUGUGAUUUCUUCUUGCCAAAGCUAACAUUACAGUUCACUUUAAUUCUCUCCUCCCCGCCUUUAAAAAAAUUUGUAUUAGAUAAGGUUUUGGCUCCACGUGUACUAUUCCUGCUUUCACGUCAAGGCUGUAAUUAAGUCUUUGUUUGUCCUGACUUGCAGUUCCUUCCUGGCACUGGAUAAGAGCUAAGAUGUUGCUUCUGCAGGUCCUUCCCACAAUGAAAGUGGAGGUAACAGCAAAAUGAUUACUAGCUUUAGUAAUGGGAAUUAUAAUACACACAAUAAAACAAAUUCACCUUAAUAUUAAAAAUGGGAUGCAGAAGUUUAUCAGCCACUUGUCAAGCUAACCCACUUAGGAAUUCAAAAAUAAUUUUUAAUCUUUGCAUAAAUGUUUUUUUCCAUUUUCCUUCUUGAAAAACACAUCAAAUUUUGAACAGUGUGCUAUUUCUUGGGUUUAUGUAUACUUUCAUUUUUCAAAAGCAAGUAAUAGACUAUGUUAAAGCAUUGCUUCAUUUCUUCCAGUCUGGUUUUUUAAGGUCAGAGUGACCAUUCAAUCCAGCAUGUUCUAGAACUAGAUGCUUGGAAAAACAGUCUUCUCUCUGGUUACUCUUACACAACCUUGAGUCAUUUUCUUCACUCUAAAGAGAUACGUUCAGCAUUGGAAAAAAGUAAACCUGACCUUGUCAUCUUAAGUGAGGCACAAGAUUAGGUGUGAAUAUUUAACAAACACUUUGCAAUCUGAAAAACAAUAAAAAAAAAAUCUUAAUUUGGGGGUGGAUCUUGCAUCUUGUUAAUUCUGCAAUUAGGCAACUAUCAUAAACUAAAAUCUGAGAUUUUGAGGUUAUAAAAUGGGUCAGAAAAUGGGAAUAAAAGCCAGCUUCCAUCCUA
Molecule: messenger RNA, 4872 nt
Organism: Dama dama (fallow deer)
Lineage: Eukaryota; Metazoa; Chordata; Mammalia; Artiodactyla; Cervidae
Exons: 6
Coding region: 49-714 (221 amino acids)
Source: RefSeq, a predicted model, not a curated record